AUGGCGCUGGAGGUCUCUCGGGUCCUCGCCGGUGCCCAUGACGACCCCAUCCUAUGCGUCGCGUACAACGCGGUGAGGCGCGAGGUCUGGACCGGAUGCCAGGGCGGCAAGAUCCGUUGCUGGGAGGAGAAGACCGGGGAGAUGGUCCAAGAAGUCUCGGGCGCGCACAAGGGAUGGGUGACCGCUAUGGAGUACGUCCGCAGGCACGAUUACCUCGUCACUUGCGGUGUCGACGGCACGAUGGUGUGUCGCACGGAGAAGGGGAAGGAGCUGCAGCGCGUGGACGCCCGCGGCGCCCUCUUCUGCCUCGCGUACGGCGCCCGACGGGACCUCCUCGUCGCCGGCGGGCGAGGCGCAAUCUCGGUCUUCCGGCUCGUGACCAUCAACACCAUCGAACGGAACAAGGACCCGGGUGAUCGAAGGGUUCACCCCGUCCGCCUCGUCUGCACCGUCCCGGACGUCCACGCCGACGUCAUCCGCGGCGUCGCGUGCGACGCGAACGGGCGGAUAUUCACCGGGAGCUACGACCGGUCCGUCUGCGUCUUCGACGGUGAGCAAUUCGAGAGGAUGCGGAUGCGCGACGCGGACGAGCCGGCGGCGAGUGUACCCCCGCGCGAUCCCCCGAGGUACCGACGUUGGGCCAACGCACACGACGCCGCCGUGUCCGUCGUUGCCACCGACCCGGCCAACGCGUGGGUCCUCACGGGAUCCUACGACGGUUCGUGCAAGGUGUGGACGCACGAGGGCGCGCAGCUCAUGAACUUUUCAAACUUUCCCGGUGUGGACAAGGUGACGGGGCUGUGCUACUCGCCCGCCACCGGGACGUACUGGGCGAGCGGCGGUAAGGAUCGCGGCCGAGUCAACGUCCUGGACCCGAGGUCCCCUCUGAACGUCACGGAGUUCGUACGGGGAGUGUGUGGUUUUGGUGACUUUGCCGUCACUGCGCUUCACGCGUCGCCGAACGACGGCGACAGGGUGUUCGGCGUCGUCGCCGACGGCGUGCCCACGCGCCACGACGUCGUGUUGUGGCGUUUCGAAUCCGACGCGACGUUUCGCGUUCUUCGGGCGCACGAGGACUGGGUCGAGGCGCUCGUGCGCGUGCCCCACCGCGGCGACGCUCCCGAGGAGGUGUACAGCGUCGGGAGCGAGGGCACCGUGCUUCGGUGGCGAGCCAGCGGCGACGUCAGCACGGACGUGUGGACGAAGGAGGAGAGCAUCGACGGCGGAGACAUCGCGCGAGGGGGAAUGGCGUGCGCGUGUUUCAGCGCGGAUCUGGGCGCCCUCGUGACCGGCUGCGAGGACGGGACGAUUCGUAUUUGGGAGCCGAGCGUCUCGCCGGAUGACGCGGACGGGCGCGAACCCGAGCCGGGGUCGGAGGACGGCGACGAGUUUGACGGCGACGAGCCGAAAGAAAAGGAAUCGCGGCUGGAGGAUUACCUGGACGGCGAGGAACCGUGGCUGCGCAAGGUGAUGCCCGGGCACCAGGGGAGGGUGGCGGCGGUCGCGGAGCUCUGGGAUCACACGCUGGCUUCCGCGGGCGCCGACAGGACGAUUCGGUUUUGGGACUUGCAAACCCGGAGGGAGGCGCACUGCGUUCCGGACGCGCACGAAAACGCGGUGCACUCGCUGGAGCGAUGCGCACUACGGGAGGAGAUCGCCACCGCGGCGCAGGGGGAGGACCGAGUCAAGAUCUGGCGCGCGAGCGGGCCUUACGAUCCGGAUGAGGAUGAGGGCGCGAGGCUUGCGGGUCAGUUGACCGGUCACGCGGAGGCAGUCACCGCCGUGAAAUGGUGCGAGUGGCGCGAGCUGUGGGUCACGGCCUCGAACGACCGGACGUUCAGACUGUGGUGUCCGCGCGCGCUAGAGACGACGCGGUGCUUGAAGUUCAGGGGGGAUUCGAUCACGGCGAUGGCGCUGGACGCUUCAAACGGGAAAGUACUCGCCGCGAUGACAGACAGGAAAGUCAGGGUGUUUGACCUGGCGAGAAUGGAAGGGAGGAAGGACAAGCACGGCAACUGGAUCGACGACGGCGUGAAGGGUGACGAGGAACUCGACGGUGGCGAGGGAGAUCAGAUUGCGGAAGGGGAGAAGAAAGCGACGGAGGCUGAAGAAGACGCGCCCGUCGCGCCGGAGGGGAAAGAACAAUCGAAGGUUGAGGAACCGCCGGCGCCGAGGGUGCCGAACUUCGCCGGCGCACACGUCGACGACGACGCCGAGGCCGACCACAUCUUCUGCGGCCACGUCGACCUGAUCCGCGCCAUCGUCUGCGCACCGGGUAAGGGGCAGUACAUGACCGCCGGGUGCGACGGGGACGUCCGCGUCUGGCUCGCCCCGAAUAACCCAAACCGAACGUCUUCGACCGUCCCAACCCUGUUCGAGCCCGGGUCCGAGGGCGUCGACGAGAGUUCGAUCGACCGGGGAGUCGGCGAGUUCGAGCGCAAGAAUCCCUUGGUGGUCCCGCGGAGCAUUCGCGCGCCGGAUCCGGCGGCGAAGAUGAUCGCCAGGCAGCUCGAGGAGAGGGAGAGGAUGGACGCAGAGGAAACCGAGCGGGUGGCGAGGGUAGAGGAGGAGCGUCGCGAGCGCGAGAUGUCCACGAGGGUCGGAAGGAUGCUGUGCGGGCUGCAGGAUGAGUUGAUGGGUCGCGGAGGCGAGGCGGAGCCGGCGAAGGAGAAGGUGAGGGCUGGAGGGCGAUGA
Messenger RNA from Micromonas commoda, 2694 nucleotides. RefSeq lists its product with no specific name. Bases 1 to 2694 code for a protein of 897 amino acids. The record is from RefSeq and is a predicted model, not a curated record. The transcript has a single exon. NCBI's taxonomy places the organism in Eukaryota, Viridiplantae, Chlorophyta, Mamiellophyceae, Mamiellales, Mamiellaceae. Gene Ontology annotation, molecular function: protein binding.